This is a messenger RNA of Blepharisma stoltei, 3624 nucleotides long. NCBI's taxonomy places the organism in Eukaryota, Ciliophora, Heterotrichea, Heterotrichida, Blepharismidae. The record is from the annotation of a GenBank genome assembly.
AUGGAAGCGGGAAAUAAAUUCGGUGCAAUCAAGCGUCCUGAAUUAGCGCCAACUUAUAAUGACAACUCAAGCUCAAUUUGUUUUAUGCAAACUGAUAUAGAUUAUUACACCGGCCGUUCCCCAGGCACCCAUGAAGACGUUCCUAUCCUCCGAAUCUACGGUGUCACUGAAGAAGGCCAUUCUGUAAUGGUCCACGUCCAUUCUUUCGCUCCUUAUUUCUGGGCAGAAUGCCCACAAGGUAUGGACAACGAAUUUUACUGUGAAAAAGUAAAGCAAGCCUUAAAUAACCACCCCCAAUGCAAAAAUACAGUCGCCAGGGUCACUACAGAACUAAAAGAAUCCAUCAUGUUUUUUACCAAUAAUGGCGCCCUCCCCUAUUUCAAAAUUUUUACCUAUGUCCCUAAAUCCGUCUCCCAGCUCCGAGGCAUUGUAGAAAGAGGCAUAAGUAUUGACGGAAAUGCUUUUAACUGCCAAACUUAUGAAUCUUAUCUUAUCUUAUAGAAUUUAUAUCGCUUAACGUCCACUACGGGGUUACAACUCCAGGUUUAUCACUCGCCUUUCGUCGCAUCGGGCCCACCAGCCUGCUGGAGACAAACUCGCUUCGAUCACCAAGGUGCUUCUAGGGCAAAUGUCCACGUCUUCGACGGCUCAUGGAUGAGCUACUUGCUUGUACAUGGGUUGCUUUUCCGAAAAACCCAAAAAAUGGAUUUUUCUGGUCGGCUAUCGGCAAAAAGGAAAAAUGCAAAGCCUGGGACGUAACGCCCACUUUCACGCUAGGGAGUUGCCCGAAUGGUCCAGAGGACUUUGCUGGGCUUCCCCUUUCCAACCCUGCACCUUCCUUCCCCACGAGGAAAAAUCCACCCCUGAGAAUAGACUAGGGCUAGGCUCUGAAAGCUACCAGAAUUGCUUACCUAGCAUUGCUGUCCAUCUCUGAAAUGGUAAAACCUUGCCGGAUAUAAUUAAAAUAUGAGUCGAGGCUGCAUGGCCGGGAGGCCAUGCCCAGACGAAGACGCCAUAUUUUAAUUAUGCCAAACUUAUGAAUCAAAUAUCCCUUUUGCCCUCAGAUAUAUGAUUGACGUAGGAAUUGUUGGGAUGUGCUGGCUUGAGCUGCCUGCUUUUCAGUACGAUUUACGGUACGACGACAACGUAUCGACUGCACAAAUAGAAAUUGAUAUAAAUUACCAGAAUAUCAUCGUCCAUAAGCCAGAAGGAGAAUGGAGCAAAAUUGCGCCUUUAAGAGUCCUUUCUUUUGACAUUGAGUGCAAUAAUAAUGGACAGAAUUUCCCGACCCCUGACAAAAAUGAAAUUAUCCAGAUCGGAAAUGUCUGCAAAAUCCCAGGGACUGACAAUGUGAUCGCUAGGAAUAUUUUUACGUUAGGCGGGUGUGCAGAUAUAGCAGACGCUAAAGUGUUUUCUUAUGAUAAAGAAGAAGAUAUGCUGAUGGGGUGGAAAGAAUUCGUCCUUUCUGUCGACCCAGACAUUAUUACAGGCUACAAUAUCUUAAACUUCGACUACGGCUACAUUUUUAAGCGUGCCGAAAAGCUGAAACUCAAAAAAUUCCCAUUUUUCGGGAGAGUCAAAAAUACAGAAACAAAAAUAAAAGACACCACUUUUCAGUCAAAAGCCCAAGGAUUGAGGGAAAGCAAAGAAGUAGGCAUGGACGGCAGAAUUCAGCUUGAUAUGUUCCAGCAUAUCCAAAGGGAGCACAAGCUAAGCCAUUAUUCAUUAAACUCAGUCUCGCUUACGUUUUUAAAAGAACAAAAAGAAGACGUCCAUUGGACCACUAUGAAAGAUUUACAAGAAGGCUCUGAUGAGACUAGAAGAAGAAUUGCCGUUUAUUGUUUAAAAGACUGCUAUUUACCAUUAAGACUGCUUGAGAAGCUGAUGUGUAUUUUUAAUUAUGCAGAAAUGGCAAGAGUCACUGGUGUCCCGUUUUCUUAUCUGUUAACCAGAGGCCAACAGAUAAAAGUGGCCUCACAAUUAUUAAGAAAAGCCCAGGAACAUAAUAUGCUGAUACCUACACAGGCGAGAAAUGAAGGUGGAGAAAAAUAUGAAGGCGCUUUUGUGCUGGAGCCCAAAAAGGAUUUUUAUAAUGUACCUAUAGCCACUUUGGAUUUUGCCUCAUUAUAUCCGUCUAUUAUGAUGGCUCAUAACCUUUGUUAUUGUACAUUAGUCCCGCCGUCUAUUCUUGGGAGGUUAGAAGAAGAAGACUAUAUAACUACACCCUCAGGCGACCAUUUUGUAAAAAGCAAUUUAAGAAAAGGACUUUUGCCGAUUAUUUUAGAAGAGCUAAUAGAUGCAAGAAAAAGGGCCAGAGAAGAGAUUAAAAGGACUGAAGACCCAUUUAUGAAAAAAGUACUGGACGGGAGACAGCUAGCCUUAAAAAUAUCAGCGAACUCUGUAUAUGGUUUUACAGGCGCACAAGUCGGCCAAUUGCCUUGCUUACAGAUCUCGUCUAGCGUAACUGCAUAUGGCAGAAUGAUGAUAGAAGGCACUAAACGGACCAUAGAAGAAUACUAUUCUACCGCCAACGGUUUUCCUCACGACUCACAAGUAAUUUAUGGCGACACUGAUUCCGUCAUGAUCAAAUUUGGCCUUGAAAAUCUCGAAGAAGUCAUGAAGCUUGGCAAAGAAGCAGCACUAAUGGUCUCCCAGCAGUUCGUAAAGCCAAUCCGACUUGAAUUCGAAAAGGCUUAUUUUCCUUAUUUACUUAUGAAUAAAAAAAGAUACGCUGGUUUACUAUGGACAAAUGCAGAAAAAUAUGAUAAAAUUGAUAUGAAAGGCAUAGAAAGUGUCAGAAGAGACAAUUGUGCAUUGGUCAGAGAGACGAUUAAUACGUGUCUUUAUAAGCUGCUGAUAGAAAGAAAUGUAGAAGACGCUGUGGAUUUCGUAAAAGGUGUAGUUUCAGCGCUGCUGCAGAAUAAAAUUGAUUUGUCCAUGCUUGUGAUUACUAAAGCCUUAGGCAAAAAAACACAAGCGGAAGGAAAAAGUAACAAAAAUAUUUAUACAGCAAAACAGGCACAUGUGGAGCUAAGCAAAAAAAUGCAUGAUAGGGAUGCCGCAACAGCCCCUGGGGUAGGAGAUAGAGUGGCGUAUGUAAUGAUAAAAGGAGUCAAAGGCCAAAAAGCUUAUGAGCUAGCUGAAGACCCAAUUUAUGCGCUGAAAAAUGAUUUGUCGAUUGAUUUUGACUAUUAUUUAGAAAAACAGCUGAAACUUCCCCUUUCCCGUCUUUUUGAAGCCAUUUUGACUAACCCAAACUCUUUAUUUGCAGGUGAGCAUACCAGAAAAAGAUACCAGCCCAAGUCCACAACUGGCGCUUUAUCAAAAUUCAUUAAAAUCACCACAACUUGUAUAUCAUGCAAAACACAAAUAAAAUCAGGAGCGUUGUGCCAAAGCUGCGAAGAAAGAGCGCCUGAGAUUUAUUUGGAGAGAAUUUUGCAGUCAAACCAAUAUGAAAAGAAUUUCCAAGAGCUCUGGGCUGAAUGCCAAAGAUGCCAAGGGUCUGUACAUCAAGAAGUCUUGUGCACAAAUAGAGAUUGCCCUAUUUUUUAUAGGAGGGAAAAAGUGAGGAAAGAUAUGUGCUAUAUAAAAGGAGAACUGGAAAAAUUAGCAUUAAAUUGGUAA